GCCAAAGUCCCUACCAUGCUAAUUGUUAUCUACCACCGAUUCGUUAUUUACUUUAACUAAUGAAGUUGCGGAAGUCGCACCGAAAUAAAUGGAUUUUUGGUGAAGAUGCCGCCCGUUCCGCCCCAGAAGGAGUUCAAGUAUGUCAAUUCGCUAUGGUGUACCUAUAUGGUGUCCGUGGUGGCCGCCUGGAACGCGGAGUUAGUGACUUACCCCUUAGAUUUAACGAAAACAAGACUGCAAAUACAGGGUGAAAUCGCCAACGAGAAGGACUCGAAGAUGGUCCGCGCCCCCUACCGGGGUCUCUUCAAGACCGCCCUCGGCAUCGUCAAAGAGGAGGGCUUCCUCAAGCUGUGGCAAGGCGCCCACGCCGCUUUGUACCGCCACCUCAUCUACUCCGGGACUCGCAUCGUCACCUAUAAGACCCUCAAGGAGAAGCUCUUCGGUAAGAACCACUCCGAGGAGUACUUCCCGGUGUGGAAGUCGGCCGUGUGCGGCGUGUCCGCCGGCGCGUUCGCCCAGUACAUCGCCAGCCCCACGGACUUGCUUAAGGUGCAGCUGCAGAUGGAGGGCAAGCGCAAGAUCCUGGGGCUGGCGCCGCGCGUGGACGGCUUCUUCGACGCUUUUCGCAAGACCGUGGAGGCGGCGGGCUACCGCGGGUUGUGGAAGGGUUCCAUCCCGAACGUGCAGCGGGCGGCGUUGGUCAACCUGGGGGACCUGACGACGUACGACUCGGCGAAGCGCUUUAUCUUGCGCAACACCUCGCUGGAGGAUAACCACUUCGUGCACUGCUUGGCCAGCUGCUGCGCCGGCUUUGUCGCCGCCUCCAUGGGCACGCCGGCCGACGUGGUGAAGACGCGGGUCAUGAAUCAGCCAAUGGACGACAAGGGGCGGGGCUUGCUGUAUCGGUCGUCAAUCGAUUGUUUCCAGAAAACGGUGCGGAACGAGGGUUUCGGGGCACUUUAUAAGGGGUUCCUCCCGAUCUGGAUGCGAAUGGCGCCGUGGUCACUAAGCUUCUGGCUGACGUACGAGGAGGUGCUUUCGGUGCUAGGGGCGGAGCAGUUUUAGGGGAGGUGCAAUGAGGGUUUCGCAGGUGGCGCUUGAAGCUAACCUACUUGAUUUAUUGUAGCUUUAUCAGGUCAGAGGAGCUUUUGGGAAGAUAAGGUUACCGGAAGUGAGGUUAGUUUUAUAAUAAGUCGUUAUUAGUGACCGUGGCCUAAAUUAGAGCUGUGAUGUCUUCAUAGACUGUGAAGGUUAUCUGGAACAAAAGGUUACCCUGAGCUGUGGAUAAAGAGUUGAAAAAAAUAUGGUGAUUAAUUCAAAUAAUUAUUGAAAGCAGUGCUGCCAACCACUUUUUGCUGUACUAUUUUAAUAAUCACCCAUAUUUUUUUAGUUAAAACGUCAACGACCCGACUUGUUUUUUUUUUCCACGUAGACUCAAGUUCAGGGUAAGCCAUUCGUAUUAAUUCGAGUAAAUAUUAAAUGUUGUUGCUUUCAUGGCCACGUCCUAUAAAAUCAGUCCGAAGCAGUACUGCCAAUAGUAGUCGUAAAAUCACCAACGUAUUUUCAACGAAGCUGGACCAAAAACAAUGUUUCUACAUACGUAAAACGCAACAAACAUCGGCUUUUCCUAAUCCUAUACUAUUUCGAAACAAUACAAUAACCCCAAGACUGCUGUCUCUUAUCUUAGCAACAAAGUAUUAAGGUCACCUUGCACCUUCCGGCCUAGACAAGCCACCGAAAGCCCGUGCGAAGCCUGUAGUUUUAGUACAAAGUGUGUUCACUAGGAGCCGAGCUGCUCAAAAUCCAGCAGAGACAAAAAUCGGUCGCUAGUUUUAGCGUAGUAAGACUGCUAGUAAUGUGUCAAACGAAUAUCGCACGCACAGUAUACCAUAUUUACCUUCAAUACGCGGAACUAGUCAGACUAGCUCAGUGAAUAUAACCCGAAAGUUACUAAAGUCACCAGAUCUAGUUCCGCGUAUUGCGACAACGAGUGUAAUCGCAACAAAGUCCCUAGAAUAGCCCAGUGUACACGAGCAAAGCCUAGCUCUCUUCCUUUCCCCUGUACAGUGCCACAGUUUUAACAGAGCGUACUAUUUUUUUAUAUUUAUACAAACGACAAUGUACUUUUUUCCUCGUACUUUUAAACAACUGUUUAGUUAAGAUUUUGUUGAAGGGAGGUAAUGUUGAGUUGGGUGUCGGAUCAGCGGUGAUACUUAAUGGUUUUGUUAUUUUAAAAUUGUGGCUUGUUGAUAAUAAAUUGUUACUGAUAAA
Molecule: messenger RNA, 2271 nt
Organism: Zophobas morio
Lineage: Eukaryota; Metazoa; Arthropoda; Insecta; Coleoptera; Tenebrionidae
Gene: Ucp4A
Product: mitochondrial uncoupling protein 4
Exons: 3
Coding region: 106-1065 (319 amino acids)
Biological process (GO): response to cold
Molecular function (GO): transmembrane transporter activity
Source: RefSeq, a predicted model, not a curated record